Molecule: messenger RNA, 1788 nt
Organism: Carcharodon carcharias (great white shark)
Lineage: Eukaryota; Metazoa; Chordata; Chondrichthyes; Lamniformes; Lamnidae
Product: zinc finger protein 16-like
Exons: 4
Coding region: 139-1788 (549 amino acids)
Cellular component (GO): nucleus
Source: RefSeq, a predicted model, not a curated record
GCAGGAAGGCGACCAAUCAGGUCACUUGGAGGACCGGGCGGGCGACGAGACCAAGGCAAGCAAAGCACCCCCUCCCACCCCCCUGCUUGCGUGGGCAGCCAACUUGAAGGGAAGAAAGGGCAGCUCCUCUUCUCUCCCAUGAUGUUGCAGGUGGAGGAUUUCCAGACGGGCAGCUCGAGCCAGACCUCGUGCCGGGAGCUGGGGGGCGACUACCCGCGGGCGGACGGAGGCGACCCGGGCGCCGACAAGCUGUACAUCUGCUCGGGCUGCGGCCUGGCGUUCAGCCAGUCCCUGGAGCAGCUGAGCCACAACUGCGAGCGGGCGGCGGUGGCUGCGGCGGCGGCGGUGGCCACCACCGCGGCGGCCGAGGGGGCGUACCGCUUCCUGUACCCGCCGCCGGCGGCCGGGGCCCCGUCGCCCCGGCACAUCGCGGUGGGCUUCGGCGCUGACAAGCCCUUCGUGUGCGCCGGCUGCGGCUUGGCCUUCGGCCAGGUGGCCGAGCGGGAGGGCCACAGCUGCGGCCGGGCCCUGGGCCGGCCCUGCCACUUCCUCUACCCGCCGGCGGCGGCGGCGUCGGUUCCGCCGCCGCCGGCCGGGCCGCGCCACCACGGGUCGCCCAACGGCGCCGGCGCCGGCGGCACCGGCAAGCUGUACCCCUGCCUGGCCUGCGGGCGCAUCUUCGGCCGCUCCUCCAACCUGGCCCGGCACCGGCGCAGCCACACGGGGGCCCAGCCCUACCAGUGCGGGGACUGCGGCAAGCGCUUCAACUACCCGUCGGAGCUGGAGACUCACCAGCGGGUCCACACCGGCGAGCGGCCCUUCACCUGCUCCGUCUGCGGCAAGGGCUUCACCCAGUCCUCCAACCUGCUGACCCACCAGCGGGUCCACACCGGCGAGCGGCCCUUCACCUGCUCGCUGUGCGGCAAAGGCUUCACCUGCUCCUCCAAGCUGCUGACCCACCACCGCGUCCACACCGACGAGCGCCCCUUUGCCUGCCCCGAGUGCCGCAAGGGCUUCAAGAGCUCCAAGGAGCUGAUGAUGCACCAACGCAUCCACACCGGCGAGCGCCCCUUCCGCUGCAGCCACUGCGACAAGCGCUUCACCCGCUCGGCUGACAUGCUGACCCACCAGCGGGUCCACACCGACCGGCGCCCCUUUGCCUGCCCGGCCUGCGCCAAGCGCUUCAAGAGCUCCAAGGAGCUGAUGCAGCACGAGCGGGUCCACACCGACGAGCGCCCCUUCCUGUGCGGGCACUGCCCCAAGCGCUUCAUGUACUCCUCCAACCUGCUGAGGCACCAGCGCAUCCACGUCGAGCGGGGCGAGACCCCGUACCCGCACCAUCAUCGCCACCACCGGGCCAGGCUGCUGAGAGGGGAGGAUCGAACGAGACGGGAAAAGCUCCUGGGAAGUCGAGACCCGGCGAGGGAGCCCCCAUCCCCCGCCCAGGGCCUUCGGGAGCCGGGGGUGGGGGGGGGGGGCGUGGGGGGGUGGGGUUGGGAGAGGGGUGUGCCGGUGGCACAGACAGGCCACACACCUGCCCCACCUGCGGGAGGGGGCUUUGCCCAGGCCUACACCGUGCGAGCCCACCAGCUCGUCCACAGCGAGGAGAGGCCCUUCCCCUGCCCGGACUGCGGCAAAGGGUUCACCAAGCAGCGCCACCUGCUGCGGCACCGGCGCGUUCGCUCCGGCAAGCGGCCCUUCGCCUGCCCCGCGUGCGGCAAGGCGUCGGCCCAGUCCUCCCACCUGCGCACCCACCGGCGGGUCCACGCCGACGAGGCACCACCCUGA